Angiostrongylus costaricensis is the source of this 849-nucleotide messenger RNA. NCBI's taxonomy places the organism in Eukaryota, Metazoa, Nematoda, Chromadorea, Rhabditida, Metastrongylidae. The record is from the annotation of a GenBank genome assembly.
AUGGGAUGCAGCAAAAUUCACGAGCGUGCAUUCCCUUAUAUCGAUACACUCACGAUGACUGGCAACAACUUCGGCGAUAUAUCAGAGGGACUUUUUACUGAAGGAGAAGUGCAUCGCAGCUUGUCACUGAUGAAUCUCACUGGCAACAGCAUCACUAAGGUCUCAUCACUAACAUUCAAGAGCACACCAGCCGUACAAUUCCUCUACCUCAACAAUAAUAACAUAAAACAGGCUGGACGAUAUCCAUUUGAGCCCAUGAAAAGAUUGCGAUUGCUGGACAUGACCGCUGCGCUCGGACGACGACCGGCCGAGUCGAAAGCGGAUUUAAUCUCGGUACUUUUUGAGACCGAUAUGAGAGGCCUUGUAGAACUUGCCGAGCUGAAACUCGCCAAAAAUCACAUUGAAAAGCUUCACAAGGACACAUUCUGUAAGUUUUCAACAACACUAUGGGAUUCUCUGGAAUCGCUUAGCACACUAGACAUCUCCAGUAAUCCACUACAUUGUGACUGUACGCUACAACCGUUCGUGACGUUGGCAAAGCAGGAGAAGUACAGUUUUGUUAAUCAGGGCAAGACAUUCUGCGCAUCGCCAUCGAACCGAGUCGGAAAGAACCUAUUCGAGCUAAAGGAGGAUUUGUGCCAAGCGAGCAGCUGGGGUUUAGGCACCUUCAUUCUUCUGCUUGUCAUCUCUGCUGCUUGUAAGCAUUAUUCUCGAUUCGAUGUUCUCAUUUUUAAAGGUCUUUUCGCUUAUCGUUACUACCGUAGCCGUACGCCAAGAAGAUCAGGGUUCCAGUUCGGAUAUAGUGGAUUGGACUGUGAAGAUGAUACGGUUCGACCGGAAUUUGUCUAA